AUGGGCCAAGGUGCAGGCCCUGCGGGCCGCAUAUCUUACCGUCUGUCUCCGUUGGAUCUGCUCCUCGCACUGAGCCCACGCAGCCCCAUCUUCAUCUUCUUUGGCUGGGAUGUGGCUCAUCUUGUCGUGGAUAAUACUCAGACACCCAUCACCGCACCGGAUCAGACGCUCGAUCAAGGUUGGUGGGAGCAUAUAGGCAUGGUCAACUCGUCAUCGUGUAACGGGAAGACCCAAGCUCUAUCGACGUUCCAGAUGGAGGAAGAAGCUUGGGAAAGAAGCUUGGGAAAGAAGCUUGGGAAAGGGAAUAGUAGGAAGUAUGCGGUAUGGAGGAAGUAA
Messenger RNA from Penicillium coprophilum, 336 nucleotides. RefSeq lists its product as uncharacterized. The record is from RefSeq and is a predicted model, not a curated record. Lineage: Eukaryota; Fungi; Ascomycota; Eurotiomycetes; Eurotiales; Aspergillaceae. The coding region runs from base 1 to 336 and encodes 111 amino acids. The transcript has a single exon.